AUGAGAACAACUGUACUUCUAGGUUUGGCUGCCCUUGUUGGCGUUGCUUCAUGCGGUGGUUAUGGAGCGCAAGCCUAUGGCAUGGGAGGUGGUGGUGGUGGAUACGGUCGCCCUUCUUAUGGCAACGGUUACAAUAAUGGAGGAGGAUUCAAUAGUUAUGGAAAUGGUGGAGGAUUUGGAGGUAACAACUACAAUAAUGGACCACCACCAUUCGAUGGAGGAUUCAAUAGACCUUAUGGAGGAGGAGGCGGUGGAUAUGGAAGACCACAAGGAUGCCAAUGGUCAAGCCAUACAACUCGUAUGCCGGACCACCAAGAAACAGCUACGUUCGAUAUGGAGGAAAAUAAAUUUUUUUCUUUUAAAUGUUUUCAUUUCAUCCUUACUAACCAUGUUUGCAUCUUGCUUGCCCUGUCAUCUCAAAGUUUCGGUUCACUUCAUCACACAAGGAAAUAA
Messenger RNA from Caenorhabditis briggsae, 453 nucleotides. The coding region runs from base 1 to 453 and encodes 150 amino acids. Lineage: Eukaryota; Metazoa; Nematoda; Chromadorea; Rhabditida; Rhabditidae. The transcript has 3 exons. The record is from RefSeq and is a predicted model, not a curated record.